AUGGGUACAUUUAAGGUAGUUUUCUACACAAAGGGUUGUUAUGUAAAAGAUCCUGACCUAAAAUAUAAUGGUGGUGAAGUGUAUGCGUUUAGUAGUCAAGAUCCAGCUAUGUUUGUUCUUGGGAAUAAAUGUGAAAUUGAGAUAUACUGUGAGCCAAAACUAGAUGAAGGAGACUUCACAUUAAUGGAUAAUGCUAGAGAAAAAGGGAAGGGUAAGUCUUGUGAAGAAGACAAGGAAAAAAUAAGCGACUGCAGUGGUGAAUCUAGUGAUGAAUCUGUGAGGGAUGUUCACUUUGAUGAUAACUAA
Molecule: messenger RNA, 306 nt
Organism: Vicia faba (fava bean)
Lineage: Eukaryota; Viridiplantae; Streptophyta; Magnoliopsida; Fabales; Fabaceae
Source: the annotation of a GenBank genome assembly